AUGCAGAGACAGGACCAACAGGAGGGAGCAAUGACUGUCCUUUCCGGUACAGUAACAGCUGAAAGUGAUACAAGACUCUAUCCACUCAUUUACAAAGUGAUAUAGUCAGACAGGUGGGAUUGAUGACAUUAUCCCAAUACAUGUAGAGUCCUCUCCUUGGAUUGCAGAAGUUCAUUUAUUUUUUAGUUUAAGAAACAUUUUUCCACAAUGAUAACAUCUCUCCCUAAAUAGAUGAGACAUCAGGAUGUGGAAAAUGUGAUCCUCUAACAUGAUGCAGUGUUGCAGGCGGAUUAACAGAUUAAUGUUGAUGCUUUUGUUCACUGUAUGUUCUCAUAGCCUGCUUCAAUUUCGUCCUCUGGAAACUUUGUGCGUCAUUAGGAUGUGGCUUUUUCAACGGAAUAUUCAUAAAACUUUAUUAUAUUUUAUAUAAUAUUUCUAUACUAAAUUUUGUUCAUUAUCUCUAAUUUUGGUUGUGUCCACAGCAUGAAACGCUCAUUUAAAUGUAGAGAUUUAUAGUCAAUUUCUCACCAUUCCAGAACAGUAUGAACAAAAAUGCUUAGUCUUAAAGAGACACUCCAGACACCAAAACAAUACAACGUAAUUGUUUCGUUUUUACAUGUGAAAGCGGCUUAGUCCAUUUAUUAAAUAUGAACGGGCAUCACUUUUUCAUUAGCGUAACAGAUGAGAUAUACAUAAUGUUAAAUACCAUUUUAGCGUAACUUGACUGUGUAAGACACUCUUAGUAUCAGACUUUUGCUUUCGGUCGUCUGAAUUCCGUAACUUGAAAGCACCAUAUGGACAUAUGAUGAGAAAAUUACACAGACAAUGGCCCAAUAGGUUUGUUUCAUUCAUUAUUCGGUGUUUUGUUUGGCAUGCCAAAAAAGAAAUGAUUGACUGUUUGGGGACAGCCACUAAAUCAAAUCAAUAAAUCAGGAAGCAGGUGGACUGAACACUUAAAACAUGCAACCAAACGCUCAAACUUGACCCGUAACCGAAUGUUCAAAAUUAUGAACAGUGACCGAAUGUGGACUGAAUCUGAAUGGUAAUAUUCAGUCAGAAUUCAGCUGACUUUAUUCCAACCAAAAUUAGCUUUGUUAAAAGCUCCUGCAUCCAAGCGAGCCACAUGCGACUGGAACACUCCUGCCAUCAAGCAGGACAUGUGCACUGACUAUUAUCAUCGGUCUCGAGGCUCAAAUAUGCUGUACGCAUAACAAGCACAUUCUUAAAGGGGAAAUGGGAGCCAGAAGUCUCUUCUAGCUCCUAUUGGUCCAUGUCAUUCCGCCCCACGCCCCCACAUUUAGAUUUUGUGGGUGCAUGCAUGAUGUGUAUUAAUCAAAUGCUACAUAAAUGUAUUUAAAUUGUCCUGGCCCUAUCUGCAGUGUCCUAUUGUGGUUUCUGUCCCCAAUACCCUUUAGUGCGUUUCUUGAUUCCUUGAGUAUUUUCUGGUAUUGACCUUGGCUUGUUACUGACCCUGUGUUUAUCUUUACCCCUUUCCUGUGUUGUUUGCUUGUUUGACUGAUUACUGACUCUGGCUAGUUCUCGUUUCCACUGUCUCUCUACUUUCUCUCUGUCUAACGUUAAGUCCGGCCAUCAGAAGGCCUGAUAAUUUCAAGAAAAAGAAAAAAAAAACAUUUUAAAUAAUCAAUUAUUGUUAUAAACUAAUUAAAGGACACUGUGGACACCACAAUCAUUUCCCAUAUUUAAGUGGUUAGGGUGUCUACAGGCGCUGGGUCCCACAUCAAUGUUAAACUUGUUAUUUACCAUUUAGCAAGGAUGCUUAGUCACUGACAGGCUGCAGCCAAGCCACCAAAAGCAACAUGGGGAAGGCAGAGUUAUGAUCCUCUUCAUGCAAUACCAAAGGUAGCGGGCAGUGACAGACUGAGAGCAUUAACUGAGCACAUUCAGCCUAUCAUGGCCAAAUAUUCUUGGGGCCAAAAAUCUGUCUUCACCCUAUCGUGUCUGGAGGCCAGGCUGAAUCCCACAGGGACAGAGCAACCUUGCUGAACAGUAUAAAAAACAUUUAACACUGAUCUAGCGUCCAUGGACUUAAGACAUCAUAAUCACUUAAAUUUGUUUAAAUUGUUAUGGUGUCUAAAGGUGCUCCUAUAAUAGGAAGUGUGGUCCCAAACAAGAAGCUGUAAUUAAUUGAUUUCAGUUCUGAAGCACAUGAUUGCCACCUUAGUACUGGGAGUUAUUUUCAUACACAGCCCAACAACAUGAAAAAUCUAUGUGUCCCACAGAAACAUGUCAAUCAGAUAAACUGAACAGCUAAAGCAUCGUUUAUUCACUAUAUUUAAAAUCACCAUGGUGAUAUCCUAAUGGGAUUUAGCCGGGCAGUAGCAUCACAUUUAACAUUUCCUUUGUAAAGAUACAUCAUUAUUCAGAGUGACAUACUUAAUAUUACUUAUGUAGAAUUUCAUUGUCGUUAAACAAUGCUGUUAUUUCAUUUCAGCAAAAUGCAAGAAUUUUUUCCAGUACAUUGGUGAUUAAUUAAAUCUCUUUCACCUCUUUGGAUCACUUUGAGAGCCCCAGGGAAAGGAGAGGUAGAAGAGGUGGAGGGUAUUAGGGAGAGCGACAUACGGAUGGGUGUGUCUGCGGAGCACACAUAUAAGUAUAUAUACACCUUCAUUCAACACUAAGGAAAAGCGCAGUCUGAAUAACUGAUGUUUAACCAUCAAUAAGGUAAGAUGUUUCAAGAAUACCAAAUUGGCAAGAGGGUACAAUAUAUAAAACCUGCUUCUAGUCUGGGCCUAGUAGGAUUGUGAAUGUAAACAUAGGAUAUGCACUACUUUUUGGUAUCAUGUAUUCUGUAGUUAUUGACCAAAAAUAAUACGCUAUUCUUUCAUUCCUGCUCAAAUUUGACUCUGAACUUGACAUUUUGAUGGAACCAAUUUUACAUUAAUUUCUUUUUCAGACCCCUACAAAUGUCUACUGACAGAUUUAGCAGGAUGUACAUACCUGGUAGCUUCAGAGUUCAGUGUUUAUACCACAAGCUGCAUUUAGCCAUUGCCCAAGUUUUGGGAACUGUAAAAUUUUCCAGCAGUAACUCCAUCUGCUCAUCUUAAGUAAACAAAUUGUUUGUUGAAUAUACAGGUAUUGUUUGCUUAUUGUGCGGUUAUUUGGUCUAAUAAUUCUAUUAAAGAAAACAUGUUAAACCUUCGGUGACAAGAAAGAGAAAACAAAAUAGCUUCUUGCAUUUUGUUUGCCUUGGGACUUAUAAAGCAUUUUGCUUCUCCAGAUUCCUUCACCAUGUCCAUUCUCUUGGGAUCAGUCUUCCUCUCCAUUGCCGUGAUGAUGUCAGAAACGCAGACACAUGAUGUCACCACUCCAGGAUGUUAUCUUCAUCGUAAGUGACCUUUUCCAUUUUUAAAAAUAAUUUCUUUAGAAAAAAUGAAUGCAUAUGUAUAUACAACAUAACACAAAGUAAUAUAAUUUGUCACACGGUCACAAAAGACAGCUCCAGGUCAUAAAAACAUAGAAUGUGAUGGCAGAUAAGAACCAUCUGGCCCAUCUAGUCUUCCCAAUUUUCCCUUAUACCUAUCCCACACAGGCUUAAACUCCUUCACUGUGUUAACCUCUACCACUUCAGCUGUAAGGCUAUUCCAUGCAUCCACUACCCUCUCAGUAAAGUAAUACUUCUUAAUAUUAUUUUAAAAUCUUUGACCCUCUAAUUUAAGACUAUGUCCUCUUGUUGUGGUAGUUUUCCUUCUUUUAGAUAUACUUUCCUCCCUUACUGUGUUGAUUCCCUUUAUGAAUUUAAAUGUUUCUAUCAUAUCUCCCCUGUUUCGUCUUUCCUCAAUGCUAUGCAUUUUAAGAUCUUUUAACCUUUUUCUGGUAAGUUUUACCCUGCAAUCCAUGAGCCAGUUUAGUAGCCCUUCUCUGAACUCUGUCCUACUGGAGAUACGAUCUCCAGUACUGUGUACAAUACUCCAAGUGAGGUAUCACCAGUGUUCUGUACAAUGGCAUGAGCACUUCCCUUUUCUACUGCUAAUACCUCUCACUAUACAACCAAGCAUUCUGAUAGCAUUUCCUGCUGCUCAUCUGGAAUAAUUACCCCUAAAUUCCUUUCCUCAAAUAUUCUGUACUCUGCCCUUGGGUUUUUACAUCCAAUGUGCAUUAUCUUGCACUUACCCAAUUAAAUGUCAGUUGCCACAACUCUGACCAUUUUUCUAGUUUACCUAAAUCAUUUGCCAUUUUGCUUAUCCCUCCUGGAACAUCAACUCUGUUACAAAGCUUAGUAUCAUCAGCAAAAAGACAUACCUUACCAUCAACACAUUCUGCAAUAUCACUAAUAAAAACAUUACAGAGAAUGGGUCCAAGUACAGAUCCCUGAGGUACCCCACUGGUAACUAGACCUUGCUUUGAGUCAGUCUCUGUGAUAUCAAUGCUACUUUACGGGCAGACAAUUAGUGCCCUGGUAUAAUAAUAUAAGUAUUGUUAGAAUAAUUGUUUUAGUUUAUAAAGGGAUAGGCAAAAUGUGUGAAAUACCAUUUUUAACUCAUUUCCUUUACUCUUUAGCAUUUAAUGUUACUAUAAGAAGUGAUCGCAAAGGAACGUGCAGAGGAACCCAAGUCAUUCACGCCUGCGUGGGCCACUGUGAGUCAAGUGCUUUCCCAUCCAAAUAUUCGGUGUUGGCGGCAAGUGGAUUUAAACAUAAUAUUACGUCAGUGUCACAGUGCUGCACUAUAAGCAAACUGCAGAAGGUAAGAGCUAUUGAAUAUAGAGAGUUGGGAUAUUAAAUCAGAACAUGGGGCUGGAUUCCGUUAGCAAAUUAUGGGCUUACUUUGCUAAGAAAAUCCAGCCCUUGCUGUAUAAUAAUAUAUUGAUUAUUUCAAUACAGGUGAGGUUAUUCACUAAACUAGAAAUCUGGUGAAUUGGCAAGGUGAUUUUAGGAUAACACGUCCAUGUUGCAAAAGAUGUUACGUUUUUUUGUUAGGCCUAAAAUUUUCAAUUUUACUGUCAGUUUUACACAAUUCCCCAUUUACUGCAAGAACUUCUAGGCAGGGGUAGGCAAACCUCGGCACUCCAGAUGUUAUCGACUACGUCUCUACUGAUGCUUUGUCCACAAUGUCUGGAGUGCUGAAGGUUGCUUGCACCUUUCAUUAGGGAAUAAACUAGACAUAUAGAAUGUUGUGGUAAUACUCUUCUUUGUUUAGCAGAAUAAGGUUAUGUUUCAGGUUCUUUGUAAAUUUGUUAAUGAUUGUGGUGAAAGACAGAGAUAUGAACCCAGGUACUUGGUGUACUACUCCUUCAGACAUUAGUGAGGAGUUCUACCAAAUUAAAAAACAUUUAUAACUUUACCCAGAAUAAUGUAAGAAACUCGUCUCAAACCCAUUUCUACCUUUCUCAAGGAGGUUGUUUAAAUUAGGUAUUAUUGAACAUUAAUGAGGAUGGGCUAAAUCUAUAACCUGGUAGCUAUGUACACCAGAGCUCCUUCAGUUCUUGAAUGGACUGCUCAAUAAGCUACAGUCUACAUACUGGUUCAGCCUAGAUAAUGAGAUACAUUUUUAUUAUUUUUGGCUAAUUAUUUUCUCCUUACAAAGUAAAGAGAUGAAUCAGUUCCUCCUACUAUCCGAGCAGAAGGGAAACUGAGCGUAUACCUGCUGCGUCACAGUGACAAUGACACAGAGAGGAGACAGUGCUUUGGGUUUGUCACCCCUGCUGCAGAGUGACAGUGACAACAAAGCUAUAAUUUUGAUUGCUAGAAUGAACCAUUGUAAAAAGCAAAAAUAAAUCAAAUAUAUUAUAACCCAUUGAGUGCCAGAGAAAGGAGCAGCGAAGUCACUCACACCUGAGAUGAGCAGGGCAAUGCAUAAUAGAGGAUCCAGAGCCCAGAAGAGAUUGCCUCUGCUUCCCCUGUUUUAAAUUAAUAUUUUCCUUUUCGCCUGGGUUCCCCAGAUGGUUAGCACCUACGACUCUCAUAGCCUUCUCCACCAGCCUUUGAUCAGGAAAAUUGUGGUUUAAUGAAUCACUUUAAAAAAGGCAACUUUAAAAAGUACACUUGAUAAAUAGGGCAGCACAAUAGGUUUGGAUUCUUGUGACCACGAAGUCAUUAACUGUUACCAAAAACUGCACAAGUUCUUAAAAAGAAUGCACAAGACACAGCAAUGUGCCACAUUAUGUAUGUUUAAAGCGGCUCUUUUCUUUCUCUAUUUAUUUUUGCACUUUGUUGAAGGUGAGGUUUUAAAUGUGAACAUUUACAACAGUUUAAUAACCAAAUUUGUGACGUGUGAAUUGUCACUUAAUAAAUUACUAUUAUAUGUUAAUCAAAUCCUACUCUCUUAUCUGGGAUUUAAACAUUACAGAGAUAGAAAGUCUACAGGCACUGACCCGCGGUUCCUUUAUAUACAGUGAUCUAUGGCAGCCCAGGUGUCCUAAUGCAGAGUAUCAACACCAAGAUUAAACAAUACUGUAUUUUAUCAUAACAUUUAUUUAAAAAAAAAAAAAAAAAAAGCUAAUUUCAGUGCAGGUUUUCAUGUUAUUGUCACCAAAACACCAAAUAUAUUCACCGCCUAUUUUGUGUGUAAAGCAGAUGUGAAGUACUUCUUUUACAAUCCACUUGAUAGAGAUAAACUCAACCACCUGGCUCUCCUGGCUUUAGACUACCCUUUUGUUGCUGUUUAUUCUGAACAAAGUAUUAGCAACAUUAAUAAUGCACAUCCAAAUGCAACCAGCUUUAACAAAUUAGUUCUUUUUCUAACUGUAAAUUAAACCGUCAUAGACAACAGUUUUACAACACUGAUAUAUGGGAGGGAAAGUUAAACCGUGUUUAAGAAAGGAUUUUGAAGGAUAAUACUUACAUUGGUGUAUAAGCAAGGUUAUUCAAUAAUUGACCUGUCAGGUAUUGACAAUGGAAUUGCAAUUUUUUUUUAAACCAAAAUGGACAAAUUAGAAAAUUCUCCAACUCAACUCUUUUAUCAGGUCACUAUUGUGGCCUAAAACUAUUGAAGGAAUAUGCAUCACUUCACAAUUAUUUAAACCAGCAACGAACACUUCUACACAAAUAUACAAACUCAAAUCCCUCUGUAUAUGAGUGACAUCCACAGUGUGUGCUACUCAGUAUAUUUCGGGAUUCACUGUGCAGAGCAGUGUGUCACUCAGUAUAUAGAGAGAUUCAAUGUGCAGAGCAGUGUGUUACAGUAUAUAGAGAGAUUCACUGUGCAGAGCAGUGUGUCACUCAGUAUAUAGAGAGAUUCACUCUGCAGAGUAGUGGGUCACUCAGUAUAUAGAGAGAUUCACUGUGCAGAGCAGUGUGUCACAGUAUGUAGAGAGAUUCACUGUGCAGAGCAGUGUGUCACUCAGUAUAUAGAGAGAUUCACUCUGCAGAGUAGUGGGUCACUCGGUAUAUAGAGAGAUUCACUGUGCAGAGUAGUGGGUCACUCAGUAUAUAGAGAGAUUCACUGUGCAGAGCAGUGUGUCACUCAGUAUAUAGAGAGAUUCACUGUGCAGAGCAGUGUGUCACUCAGUAUAUAGAGAGAUUCACUGUGCAGAGUAGUGGGUCACUCAGUAUAUAGAGAGAUUCACUGUGCAGAGUAGUGGGUCACUCAGUAUAUAGAGAGAUUCACUGUGCAGAGCAGUGGGUCACUCAGUAUAUAGAGAGAUUCACUGUGCAGAGCAGUGGUCACUCAGUAUAUAGAGAGAUUCACUGUGCAGAGCAGUGCGUCACUCAGUAUAUAGAGAGAUUCACUGUGCAGAGCAAUGUGUCACUCAGUAUAUAGAGAGAUUCACUGUGCAGAGUAGUGGGUCACUCAGUAUAUAAAGAGAUUCACUGUGCAGAGCAGUGCGUCACUCAGUAUAUAGAGAGAUUCACUGUGCAGAGUAGUGGGUCACUCAGUAUAUAGAGGGAUUCACUGUGCAGAGUAGUGGGUCACUCAGUAUAUAGAGAGAUUCACUGUGCAGAGCAGUGCGUCACUCGGUAUAUAGAGAGAUUCACUGUGCAGAGUAGUGGGUCACUCAUUAUAUAGAGAGAUUCACUGUGCAGAGCAGUGCGUCACUCAGUAUAUAGAGAGAUUCACUGUGCAGAGUAGUGUGUCACUCAGUAUAUAGAGGGAUUUACUGUGCAGAGUAGUGGGUCACUCAGUAUAUAGAGAGAUUCACUGUGCAGAGCAGUGCGUCACUCAGUAUAUAGAGAGAUUCACUGUGCAGAGCAGUUGGAGCAUUCUUUGUGUUGAGCUAUUUCAAUUGCUUUUGUUUGAUUUGUGUAAUGCAAACAUAUGAAAGUCUGUACAUUUUGACAACAUAUCUGAUUUUCAAUGGGAUUGAAUCAUUUUGAUUACAACUGUAUAUAUAUGUAUUACAUCUAAACAUUCCACAGUAGGCUUGCACUCAUGGGAGUGAGAAUCCACUUGCCUGGAUUCCAGCAACCAGCAGUACUUUACUUACAAAAAUCCCAAAGAUGGGUCUUAUCCUCCUAAAACUUAGUUUUUAUUUAAGAUCAACGUUUCAGUUUAAAAUCAUAAACUUUCAUCAUGACUACUCGUACAGUAGUCUGAUAAAGUCAGUGUUUACACAAAAACAUAUUUUCAGUCUUUUAGGGAUUAAGAACAAGUGGGAGGUAUUAAGUGGUCUACGUGCCUAGGAAUGCAUAUGCAUGUGUAUGAAUGUAUGCAUGAAUAUGUGGGACCAUGAGAAUGCAUUAUGUAUUGUUUGUUUAGGCACAUAUACAUAUAUAUGCUUAAAUGCAUGUAGAGAUAUGCUUGUGAUGAGAAUGCAUGUAUGAUACAGGGUUAUUUUCAAUUUUAAGGACAUAAUAGCCAAAUUAGAAAAAUUGUCACUUCUGCUUGGAGCUCAGCUCACUUUUGAUUCUCAACAAUUCUCAGCUUAGUGAAUAACACUACAAGAGAAUUUUUCCAGUUCGACUAUUUUGACAAUAAAAUUUUAAAUUCAGUUUGAACUUACAGGGUUAUCACUAAAGUGAGAAAUACCCGAACUGGAAAUAUUCUCUGAAAGGAUUAUUCACAAUAAUGUGAAUUCAAAGUGAAUUUCAAAGUUAAGAUCAAAAUACCUGAGCUGGAAAUAUUCUCCAUAUCAGUUAUGCUUUCAAUUCGGUUACUCUGGCCUUAAGUUUGAAACUCACCUUGAAUUCUCACUUUAGUAAAUAACUCUGUAAAUGUUUACAUCUAUGCAUUUAUUUGUGUGCAGAAUUAGAUUACAUCUGAGUGUUAAUGUUUGUUUGAAUGACCGUGAUCUCUUUGGAUUCUCUAUGAGCAAGGGUAUUUGUUGUAAUAUAUUACCAGAUCGAAAACACCAAGAAUGGGUUCUAAACUUUCAAAUAAAGACCUAUAUAGGCUUCUUCUGAGUGCUAAAUACCUGAUUUAAAGGUCUUUGAAAAAACUUAAUGAGCACUAGUGAUGUCCCGAACGGUUCGCCACGGACGGCGAACAUAUGCGCUGUUCGGUCCACCCCCUAUGUCAUCAUUGAGUAAACUUUGACCCUGUACCUCACAGUCAGCAGACACAUUCCAGCCAAUCAUCAGCAGUCCCUCCCUCCCACACCCUCCCACCUCCUGGACAGCAUCCAUUUUACAUUCAUUGUGAAGCUGCAUUCUUAGUGAGCUGUCCAGGAGGUGGGAGGGUCUGGGAGGGAGGGUCUGCUGCUGAUUGGCUGGAAUGUGUCUGCUGACUGUGAGAUACAGGGUCAAAGUUUACUCAAUGAUGACAUAGGGGGCGGACCGAACAGCGCAUAUGUUCGCCGUCCGUGGCGAACCGUUCGGCGAACUGUUCCGGACAUCACUAAUGAGCACCUUACUACAAAGAUACAUGGAAGGUUACACAAAUGGAUGAUUGGUGUUAGUCUGUUACUUUCAAGCUACAUCUCACAGUCAAGUCAGUAUAAUAAAAUUACUAUAAUUUAUUAUUAGACAAUUGUAGAAAACCUUUUAUAGAGCUGUCUUCCACUGACACUCAAACACAUUGUUAUUUGUCUUCUGUCCAGGUUAAGGUUCGAUUGCUCUGCGCUGGAUCUCGUUGGGAAGAGAUAGAAAUUGGCACUGCCAAAGCAUGCCAAUGUGAUAUGUGUCGUCUCUCAAGAUACUAACAUGAAGACGCUCUCAUGUUGUAUUACUAGCAGUGUCAGUGCUCCUGUUUGCCAUUUUCAGGUAUUUUAUAGUUUAGCUGAUGGGAGGCAGUAGAAGUCCAAACGUCUCUGUUACACAGAUGUACAAACCCAUAUACACACCAGCACAUGUAAACACUGAAUAAAAUAGACAUGCCAUUUACAACAUUAACAUUUACACUGCUAAACUAUGAAUGGAGCAACAAGUAAGAAUAUACAGUGUUAAAAAGGGAAUUGGAGGCACACCUGGAACAUGCAUUUCUCAGCAAUGGUGCUCUCUUGGUGACCAAAAUGUAUACAAAAUACAGAUUAAGGAACAGCGAAUACACAAAAAUACAGCUUUACAUUUUACAAGGCUCCUUAAAAUCACCUAUCUCAGUAAACAAAUAUGGGAAUUCAGUUUCACCAUAUGGCGAUAUCGUGUUAAGCCCACCACUAUGCCACAGUACCCCAAUAUCGCUGGAUCCUAUACUAAUUUUAAUGUGGGAGACAAAUUAAAUAG
Messenger RNA from Pelobates cultripes (western spadefoot toad), 10555 nucleotides. Lineage: Eukaryota; Metazoa; Chordata; Amphibia; Anura; Pelobatidae. The record is from the annotation of a GenBank genome assembly.